CCGUGAGUACAGAUUGCGUGCCUCAUUGAUCGUGAGUAGGGAAUAUAAACAAAAGCACGAUUAGCUUGUUUCAGUUUCAUUUUAAUUAAUAAAUUAGUCUAUUGGUCCACAGUGUUUGAUAAACAUGUUACAAAUUGCUCGAUGCCAUCUAAGCCGGUUACAUAAGCACCACAGCACCGGUGCCCGGUUAAUCAUCAACAGAGAUUUCUGUGAUGAUUCGAAGAACAACGACAGUGAUAACCGGAAGAAGCGAAAAUCACCAGAGAAGUCGGUCAGUGAAACUUCCGAGGUGAAAUCUGCUGCCGCUACGAAACGAUUGAAUGAACUACUUUCGCUUAUGAGCAAAACUAAUGAGGUUCAGCUGGUGAAAAAGGUUCAACUGCCGAAACCAAACAACCAGCGUAGAGAGAAAAGCGUCAAAAAACGUGAGUUAGAUUCGGACUCGGAAUCGGACGAUGAUAAACCGGCGGAUUUAGCAAAGGCAACUCGUGCGGUUGCCAAUGCUCUGGGCGGUGAUCCGAAGCAGACAGAGGCUGAACUGCUGGCCAAGCUGCUGGGGAGCUCGUCGGAUGGCAAAAAUGAUUUGAGUGAGGUCAUCUCCGGUAUGCAGGUUGAUAAAGGGGAUGGCAAACGAGACCGUGCUGAUCAGUUGACGAGAAGUGGUUUGGUCCGGAAGUCAAUUGAAAAGAAAACCAAGAAAGAGUACUCUCAAGUGUAUCAUGAGCGCCAACGACCAACGGUUAUGGUACGACCGACUGGACCCAGUGUAAAAUUGUUCGAGGAAGAACCAUUAAACAUUUUCACCGAUCCAGCGGCUCUAAAAGAUAGUCCCGACAUUUUGGACACAUGGAAAAGGCUACAGGAACGUGAACUGCGAUUGGCAGUAACUCAUCCACCAGCAAAUUAUUUCCAGAAAAUGGCUCUUUGGACAGAGCAGGGAAAAUUGUGGAAAUUUCCUAUCAAUAACGAGCAAGGACUGGAAGAGGAAGCCAAAGUGUCCUUCACGGAUCACAUAUUCCUAGAGGAGCACCUGGAACCGUGGUGUCCUAAGCGAGGACCGGUGCGGCAUUUCAUGGAGUUGGUGUGCGUUGGUCUUUCGAAAAACUACUUCAUUAGCGCUAAGGAGAAGAAAGAACACAUCCUUUGGUUUCGGGAUUAUUUCGAGCAGAAGAAGGAACUCUUGCAGCAGGUUAUUGUAGAAAACAAGGAGCAGUCGAAUGAAAAACAGAUUGAAAUGUAGGCGAAUGGUUGAAAAGGAUAGAACACGAUUUGGUCGCUAUAUUA
This is a messenger RNA of Wyeomyia smithii (pitcher-plant mosquito), 1284 nucleotides long. It is a transcript of the gene mRpS31, whose product is annotated as 28S ribosomal protein S31, mitochondrial. Gene Ontology annotation, molecular function: structural constituent of ribosome. The record is from RefSeq and is a predicted model, not a curated record. Lineage: Eukaryota; Metazoa; Arthropoda; Insecta; Diptera; Culicidae. Bases 125 to 1240 code for a protein of 371 amino acids. Gene Ontology annotation, cellular component: mitochondrial small ribosomal subunit. The transcript has 3 exons.